Messenger RNA from Oryzias melastigma (Indian medaka), 1843 nucleotides. It is a transcript of the gene ccnj, whose product is annotated as cyclin J. The transcript is spliced from 6 exons. The record is from RefSeq and is a predicted model, not a curated record. Gene Ontology annotation, biological process: mitotic cell cycle phase transition; regulation of cyclin-dependent protein serine/threonine kinase activity. Gene Ontology annotation, cellular component: cytoplasm; nucleus; cyclin-dependent protein kinase holoenzyme complex. Gene Ontology annotation, molecular function: cyclin-dependent protein serine/threonine kinase regulator activity. NCBI's taxonomy places the organism in Eukaryota, Metazoa, Chordata, Actinopteri, Beloniformes, Adrianichthyidae. Bases 172 to 1257 code for a protein of 361 amino acids.
GGCAUUCAACGCCUCUUGUGGCGAGACUCUUAUUUGGAGACGCACGUGAACGCACCUGCGGCAUUAGAGGAUCUCGUGCUGCUGAGCGCGAGCAGGACUUGUCCGGGGGGGCGGAUUGGAGUUGUUCGGUGAAGCUUCAUGUUCUCGCUGGGUGUCCACACUCUGCGUUAAAUGGAGCUGGAGGACCAAUGGUGGAAAGGACAACUGGCUGCAGACAUCUACCAGGCACUGCGAUAUAAAGAACUCAAGCUGCCUUCCUACAAAGGUCAAUCCCCUCAGCUCAACCUCAGGCGGUACUUUGCUGACCUCAUAGCUGUCAUCAGCAACCAUUUGCAGCUCUGCCCCGCAGCCAGACACCUGGCUGUCUACCUGCUGGACCUUUUCAUGGAUCGCUAUGACGUCACCAUGCAGCAGCUUCACAUGGUUUCACUCUCGUGUCUCCUGUUGGCCAGUAAGUUCGAGGAACGGGAGGACCGGGUGCCAAAGCUGGAAACCCUGAACAGCCUGUGCUGCAUGAACUCCAUGAAUCUGGUCCUAACCAAGCAGGGUUUGCUGCACAUGGAGCUGCUUCUUCUGGAGACUUUCCAAUGGAACUUGUAUUUGCCUACAGCGGCUCAUUAUAUCGAAUACUUUCUUUCUGCUGCCGUUCACGAGGGGGAUCUGCACGACGGCUGGCCAAUGACCAGCUUGGAGAAGACUAAAGUUUACAUGGCCAAGUAUGCUGAUUACUUUCUGGAGGUUUCCUUGCAAGAUCACGUGUUUUUGUGUUUUCCCCCCUCGCUGGUGGCUGCAGCUUGUGCGGCUGCUUCACGCCUCACCCUCCACUUAUCCCCUACAUGGCCCCCUCGACUGCAACGCCUCACAGGUUACACAUGGGAGAACCUUGUCCCAUGUGCAGAGAAAUUACUCAUCGCACACGACAGUGAUGUGAAAGAGGAUCACAAGCAAAAGUGCCAGCAGCCGGUUCCGCAGCAGCAGGACCAGUCCAUGUUCCACAGCUCAGGCCAGUCAGCCUCUGUGGCGCAGUACCUGCACCUGUCCGGGGUGCAGUAUGCCCAGCAGACCCUGCAGCCAGGCCUGCCGUCUACUCACAGGCCUGGCUCCUACCUCAGUCACUCCACCACCAGCCUGCAGCCACUUCCUGGUCCACAGCACCCCACCAGCCAGGCCUCAGCCGCCUCACUGGAUCCUAAAGCUAACCGCUCUCACCAAGUCAGCAUGCAGUACUCGUCUGCAGCUCCAUGCUUUGACAGAUGAUGGGGGACUCCCAGACCAUAAUGGGGAAAGAGAUGUGGUGUUUUGUUUAUUUUGAAAUAGACAAGAACACAAAAAUCUGAAUGUUUUUAAUUUGGAAAGACUUAUGUAAAGCACUUUGACUCUUAAGGUGCUCUCAGUGUGCAAUACGUUCUUUCUGCUGUUGCUUUCAGAGCAGAUCCCAGAGGAGGACUUUUUUUUUCCUCAGAUGUCUGUUGAAUGUUGUUGUAGGGUGUUCAGAGACACCGUUCCUGUUGCUGCCUAAUUUAACUUUAGAACCAAAGUAUUUAUUUAUAUUAGAUCAUAUCAGAAGUAUUAUGUGCACCGGUUUCCAUGCUAAGUUAAAAAGGACAGUAAGCAGAUUUCUGCCAGUCGACUGGUUAUGGUUAUGUAGUGCUCAUGGCUGUGAGGAUUCAUAUGUUUUGAUUUGUGUGCUGUUUUUCUUGUUCAGUUUCUUUCUUUUUAAUUAUUGUUUGAACACAUGAUGAGCAGAAAAAAUUGAGCUGUUUUCUCUGCUUGAUGUACUGAAUUGUAAGAGAAGAAUUUACGACUGUUUUAAGUAAAAUACAGGUCUGUGUUUGCAAAGCUG